AUGGGACAGCUCUGGGAGGUGGUUGGCGGUGCUACUGGAGGGGGCAUUCUGGUACGGGAAGGCGAGAAACUUGGUUCAGCAGAACUGCCCCAGCGCCUCUCGACUGGUGCAAUCAUUCGCCAGAAGGAGCUAAAAGGUGAGCGACUCUGCUUUGACCUUGUUUGUGGCGAUGGGCCAACUACUGGCUGGGUCAGCCUCAAACUGAAGGGACGGGACUUGGUCGUACCCUACAAAGAUGGUGCGCCUUUUUGGCUAAAACCAAGCCGGGUAAAGGGCCGUGUCCUUUUCUUGUCUAUCCCCUGGAAGGGCCACAUUGUACACUUGCGACGAAUAGGCCAAUGGUUUUUGGGGCGUCCAAACUACCAAAUGCACUUCGCUUGCAUGCAGGGGGACAAGGAUGAGCUGGAGAAGUUGGGCUUCGAGGUGCAUGCCACAAACGAUGAUGAGAACAUUUGCUCAGACUUCUUCGCGGUCAUAGAGGAUGGCUUCCGGGAGAUUGUGCGUAGCUCCGCCACUGCGCAAUCUCAGGGUGGGAGCACAUUGUGGCUUCAUAUUGUAAGGCAUUUGGCGGACUUUGCAGAUAAGAAGCAGGACCCAAUGGCAUCUUUCUUGUCCUUCUGCUUUCGCGUUCUUUGUAUCGUCAAGCCAGACGUCGUAGUGUGCGAUGGUUUUUGCACAAUGAAUAACCUGGUGCCGGCUUGGUGCGAAGCUGAAAACAUCCGGCUGCUGCCAGUGCAUUCGCCAGGUAUUCCAGAGGACAUGGAGAAGAAUAUGGAGAAAGAGGGAGAAUCUAUUGAAACUCAGAGGAAGAUCCCACGAGAGAUUGAUGCAAAGGCUAUGGGGGUGUCCGUGGAGGUGAUCAAAGCCUUGGAGCAGAAAGUUGAUCCAAGUCAGAUGCCACAGGUGAAUUCAAAUGAGCUUACUCUCAUGGGGCUGAUGCUCACUGUUGGCAGCCUGCCACCAGAGAUGGUGGGUUUCAUGACAGCACCGUUGGCAAAGAAGCUGAAAGUUCCCAUCAAGGUUGCCAGUACUAUCUUGAAGAACUUGAAGACAGAUAACUAUGUUGCUGAGAUCUAUGCGAGCACCAGGAGUGUUGUCGGCCAAAAGACGUCGAAGGAGCGGGUCCUUUUCUGCAGUCCUUUGCUACCUCUCCCAAAGCCUCUGGAGGGUGGCCGGCUGCAAAGAGACCGCGAGAGCUUUGAGGCCACAGUGGCACCCAUUGAAAAGGAUCUCUUGGAGUGGCUGUUCUGCAAAGAACAUACUUCUCCUAUAGUUUAUGUUGCCUUCGGAAGCAUAGUGCGACCGAGCAAGGAGAUGAUAGAGAAGCUGGCCAAAGCGCUAGAUGGCGAUAGUUGGAGGGUUCUUUGGGUUUUGCCUCAGGAGAUUCAGAGUUUUCUUCCAACAGACAGGCCCAAUGCACGCCGCUGGCGGGUGGAAGCCUUUGUGCCCCAGGCAGAUGUUCUGAAAUGUGAGAGGAUCAGAUGCUUUCUGAGUCACAUGGGCGCGAAUAGUACCACUGAAUCGUUGGUUUGUAGUGUUCCUAUGCUUUGCUGCCCUUUCUACAUGGAUCAGUUCGAGUGGACUUGGACAGUCUGUGAGCACUUGGGAGCAGGGUUGCAGAUCGGCAAAGCCUCCAGCAUCGAAGAGAUUCAACUCAAACUGCGAAGGUUGUUGGAUGAGCCGCAGUUCACCGAGCGGGCUGCGUGGAUCUCGCAAGUCAUGCGUUCACAGGCGGAAGGAAUGCUUAGCAAGCUGGGGCCUGAUAUGGAGCCACCUGAAAAUACUCCUUUGGGCGUGGGUGCAUCAGUUGCAGCAGCGGUUAUUCUUGCAUCUUUAGUCAAGGAGCACUGCGUAUGUGCUCUGAAGAACGCCGUCAUUGCCAAACUUGAAGGAAACAUGGAACUCGCUGGACAAGGUCUAGCUGCGACCCGUCCGGGAAUAAGCUGCAGCUUCCUACAGCAAUUUUGA
Messenger RNA from Durusdinium trenchii, 1968 nucleotides. The record is from the annotation of a GenBank genome assembly. Lineage: Eukaryota; Dinophyceae; Suessiales; Symbiodiniaceae.